AUGGCAAGCUCUGGUAUAGAAAGUAAUAUCCCGAUUCAAGAUGUGCAAAAUGAUCACGAACUAAAAGAGGAUUCUGCAUCUACUUUAAGUGCAUCUAAGAAGAAGAUUGCUGAACAAAAUACUCAGGAUUAUUAUGACUUCAUCAUGCCGCAACUUCAGAUAACUGAAACAAUACUGGAACUAACGGAACAGGUAUUGCAGCAACAGGCAAGUUAUAUCUCACGUUAUAUUGAUUUCUUGAACAAGUAUAUCAAUUAUCAAAGAAAGGUUACCACUCUUAGAUUUGAACGAGCUACGUUGAUCAAAUAUGUUAAGAAGCUGAGGUUUUUAAAUGAUUUCCUGUAUAAUUAUAAGCCUGAUUUUUCUACUAUUGGAAAUCCAUUGCAGAACUUGGUCAAACCUUUGGGAUCAUUCUUUAUUCGGUAUUUGGAAAUCAUAGAUUUGCUGAAUUACUAUCUUACACAGUCUUUACGAAGUGAGACUAUUUCUAAGACGUUAAAUCAAGACUUGGUGUUGAGCCCAGGAUCUAUUGCAAUGGUUGAUAAGACGUACAGGGUAUAUGUGAAAUUUGUUCAGUGGUUUAUCGAGUCUUCUUCCUCGGUAACCACUGGAGAUCUAACCAUGGAAGUUGUUCAAUUUACGAGGAAAUGUGCCAUGGAGGAUGGCAUUGAUCUUGGCGAGACAGAUGAUGUGUUGCUACAAGAAGUUCAGCUGGUGACGAGUUCUGAAGAGUUCGAAGACCUUUUGGAUAAAUGGAAGCAGGUUCUAAGUUUCCAAUGCACUGACCUUGAUGACACUUUUAAUGAAAAUGUCAAACAUUGGAGUCAGCUAUUUGAUAAGAGGAAGGACAAAUAG
Molecule: messenger RNA, 855 nt
Organism: Eremothecium cymbalariae DBVPG#7215
Lineage: Eukaryota; Fungi; Ascomycota; Saccharomycetes; Saccharomycetales; Saccharomycetaceae
Gene: SHE2
Product: She2p
Exons: 1
Coding region: 1-855 (284 amino acids)
Molecular function (GO): RNA binding
Source: RefSeq, a predicted model, not a curated record